UUGAGUGUUGUACUACCAUGGUUGUGUCUACAGAUGCAGGACUCUACGCUAAAACUAAACACAAACUUAGGAUGAGUGGUGUCGCGGCGUUGCCGGUGUCGCUAGCAGGAGCUGCAGUCAACGCCGCCUCCUCGGUCGCCUGGUUCGCUCCCCUCCUGGUCGCCGCCAUGGCGUACUUCCACUACGAGAUGUUAGACCCGGAGUCCAGACCCAUUGACGUCCCUACGACCAACAUACUUCGAGAAUACGACUUUAUCGUUAUAGGGGGUGGUUCCGCAGGAGCGGUGUUGGCCAAUAGACUGUCUGAGAUGGAGGGUUGGACGGUGCUGCUACUAGAGGCUGGAGGGGAUGAAACUGAGAUCUCUGACGUGCCUUUGUUAGCGGCCUACCUACAACUGAGCCAACUCGACUGGAAGUACAAGACUGAGCCACAGGGCACCGCCUGCUUGGGUAUGAACAAUCAGCGAUGCAACUGGCCCAGGGGAAAAGUACUUGGAGGAUCCAGUGUGCUCAAUUACAUGCUUUACGUACGAGGGAACAAGAAAGACUACGACAUCUGGGAGUCUUUGGGCAACAAGGGAUGGGGCUCAAAGGAGGCUCUCUAUUACUUCAAAAAAUCUGAGGACAACCGAAAUCCCUACUUAGGACGGAACUAUUACCACUCGACUGGAGGAUACUUAACCGUGCAAGAGGCUCCGUGGCACACACCCUUGGCUGCAGCCUUCAUACAAGCAGGCGUAGAGAUGGGCUACGAGAACAGAGACAUCAAUGGAGAGUUCCAGACAGGAUUUAUGAUUCCUCAAGGUACGAUACGAAGAGGUGCGAGAUGUAGUACAGGCAAGGCUUUCCUUAGAUCAGCCAGACUUAGGAAUAAUCUACAUGUAGCGAUGAACUCUCAGGUGACAAGAGUCCUGAUAGAUCCAGUGUCAAAACUGGCUUUUGGCGUAGAGUAUCUGAGGGAAGGUGAGAAAAUAAUCACACGAGCGAGGAAGGAAGUGAUAUUAUCAGCAGGAUCAGUGGGAUCUCCUCAAAUCCUCAUGUUGUCAGGGAUCGGUCCAAAGGAGCACUUGAGUGAACUGAACAUUCCUGUCAUACAGGAUCUCCGAGUCGGCGAGAACUUGCAAGAUCACAUCGGUCUAGGAGGAUUCACGUUCAUGGUGAACCAAGAGGUAUCCUUAGUUCAGGAGAGGUACGAGAACGUGCCGGCAGUCCUGAGGUAUGCCACUAUGGGAGACGGCCCACUGACGGUCCUAGGAGGUGUAGAAGGACUCGCGUUUGUCAACACCAAGUAUGCCAACGCGUCCGAUGACUUUCCUGACAUCGAGUUCCACUUCUGUUCCGGAUCUACCAGUUCUGAUGGAGGAAAUCAAAUAAGGAAAGCUCACGGGAUUACAGAGAACCUAUACAACACCGUAUACGAACCGAUAAGCAACAAAGAUGUCUGGUCAGCGAUUCCGGUGCUGUUGAGACCGCGAAGUCGUGGCUUGAUCAAACUGAGGAGCAAAAAUCCUUUGGACUAUCCUUUGAUAUACCCAAACUACUUCUUUGAUGACUUUGACAUGAAAACGUUGGUAGAAGGAGUUAAGAUCAUAAUAGCCAUGAGCCGGACAAAAUCCUUCCAGAAAUUUGGCAGCAGGUUGCACAAUAUUCCGUUCCCAGGAUGCACCAAAGUACCUCUCUACACGGAUGCCUACUGGGAGUGCAUGAUUAGGCACUACUCUGUGACCAUCUACCAUCCUGUAGGCACCUGCAAGAUGGGACCUUAUUGGGACCAGUCUGCUGUAGUAGAUCCUGAACUUAAGGUGUACGGGGUGAGAGGGCUAAGAGUGAUAGAUGCUUCCAUCAUGCCCAACCUCGUCAGUGGCAACACAAACGCCCCAGUUAUAAUGAUUGCGGAGAAAGGUGCGGAUAUGAUCAAGGCGUAUUGGGACAAUCAAAUACCCCUGAGCACCAUGGACGGACAAACACUGCGAAUGUACUCGACUUCGAGGAUAGCAAUGUCCUACGGUCCGAGCAUCAGCUUUGUGAUGUUGGUACGACUGACAAUCUCUCUGUUCCGUCCGGACAUAGAGGAUACGGUAAACCGCAGACUGAGUGACCUGGGGCCUCUAACACUCAACGAUGAGUAUGACUUCAUCAUCGUAGGAGGAGGGUCAGCAGGGGCCGUCCUCGCCAACAGACUCUCCGAGAACCCGGAGUGGAAGGUGCUGCUGAUUGAGGCUGGUGGAGAGGAGAUUGUCCUGAGUGAUCUUCCCUUUGCCUAUCCUGCGCUGCAGCUGUCCCCACUUGACUGGCAAUACAAGACAGAGCCCUCAGAGUCAGCCUGUCUAGGGAUGAAGGAGCGACGCUGCAACUGGCCCAGGGGGAAGGUCAUCGGAGGGUCAAGUGUGCUCAAUGCUAUGCUCUACAUCAGAGGGAAUGCCAGGGACUACGACUUGUGGGAACAGCUUGGCAAUCCAGGAUGGAGUUACCGCGAUGUGCUUCCCUACUUCAUGAAGUCCGAGGAUAUGAGAAUCCCAGAGUUGAGGGACUCCUACUACCAUGGCAAGGACGGCUACCUCACAGUGGAGCACUACAAGUUCUACUCACCGAUCACCGAUGUAUUCCUAGAGGCCGGCCAGGAGAUUGGCUACCAGGUUCUAGACGUGAACGGCCCACGUCAGUUGGGGUUCACGCGGUCCCAGGGUACUCUGAAGGAAGGUUUACGUUGCAGCACAGCCAAGGGGUUCCUGCGACCCGUCGCUAAAAGACAAAACCUCCACAUCACUCUCAACAGUCACGCGGAGAAGAUAAUACUGGAGGGUGAACAUGAGCUGCGAGCCACGGGGGUGGUCAUCAACAAGCAAGGGGUGGGAGUGGUGCGGACCAAGGCUAAGAGGGAGGUCAUACUGUGUGCUGGCGCCAUAGGGUCUCCUCAGCUUCUGAUGCUGUCGGGUGUCGGACCAACUGAACAUCUUGAGGAGAAGGACAUCAAACCUCUGGUAGACCUGCCAGGGGUCGGCAGUAAUCUCCAGGACCACAUCGCCAUGGGUGGUGCCACCUACCUCUUCGACUCCCCUGAAGACUCCAAGCCCCUCGGCUACGGCUGCGUCCUUCCCAGACUCAUGACCCUAAACACCCUCCAACAGUUUCGUAACGGCACUGGCCCCUUGUAUGGACUUCCGUUUGCUGAGGGGAUGGCUUUUGUCAACACAGUGAUGAACGACGCGGAGACUGAUUGGCCGGAUAUUCAGUUGUUCUUCGCCUCCGCGGCUGACAACACGGAUGGGGGUCUGUUCAACAGACGCAACACAGGACUACAGGAUGAUCUUUAUGCCUCAGUGUACGAGCCUAUCCUGUACAAGGACGCCUUCACCAUCGUGCCACUCCUGCUGAGGCCCAGAAGUAAAGGACAUCUCCUGCUGAAGGACAACAGUGCCUACUCUCACCCUCUCAUCCACCCUAACUAUCUGGACGACCCUCACGACGUCAUGACCUUGGUGGAAGGGGCCAAGAUAGGAUACCGCUUGGCUCACACGAAAGCAUUCCAAACACUCAACACUCACAUUCACAACAUUAGUCUGCCGGCGUGUUCACAUCUACCCUUCCUGUCUGACGCCUACUGGGAAUGCCAGGUUCGCUUCUACACAAUGACCAUCUACCACCCAGUAGGGACGUGCAAGAUGGGCACAGGAGAGGACCCAGAGGCCGUAGUGGACCCUGAGCUGAGGGUGUACGGAAUUCCGAACCUGAGGGUAGCAGACGCAUCCAUCAUGCCGACCAUCGUCAGUGGCAACACCAACGCUCCGGUCAUCAUGAUAGCGGAGAAGGUGGCUGAUAUGAUCAAGGCACAUUGGGAUCUCUACAAGCCAGGGUUCCUGGAGGAGAACGUGCUGGGCUCUGCUCCAGGGCCGGGUACCAUGGCUUGGGACAAACAACAGGUGGGUGCCUCCACUUACAAUACAAACACGCCCACCUCCUCCUCAGAAAAGGAACAGACAACAAAAACAGACGAGGUGGCUGAUCAGAUGUUCGGCGAGGUUCGUGAGGAGACUUUCCACAAGCUGAACGCAGCCCUGGGGGGCGAAGACCUACACUACGCCGCGGACGACUUCCACUACAGGACCAGGCGUGAGGCUACUGAGGGUGAGGACAUGGCGACCGUGGCGGACAGCAUCAUCAGGGACUUCAUGGAGUCCAAGGAGAUGGACAUGAGGAACGGUUACAUUCUGGACACUGAAAAGAGAAGGGCUACCGACUCGUCCUUAGAGAUUCAACAUUCUGAAGAAUUUGAGGACGAAGAUGUUUCUGUGACUGACGAAGAUCAGCACAGGGACUUGUGAUUUAAAGUCAUACCUUUGUAAAUAUUAUUUUAAAAAAUA
This is a messenger RNA of Macrosteles quadrilineatus (aster leafhopper), 4361 nucleotides long. RefSeq lists its product as uncharacterized. The transcript has 13 exons. Bases 18 to 4322 code for a protein of 1434 amino acids. Lineage: Eukaryota; Metazoa; Arthropoda; Insecta; Hemiptera; Cicadellidae. Gene Ontology annotation, molecular function: oxidoreductase activity, acting on CH-OH group of donors; flavin adenine dinucleotide binding. The record is from RefSeq and is a predicted model, not a curated record.